Molecule: messenger RNA, 3094 nt
Organism: Empidonax traillii (willow flycatcher)
Lineage: Eukaryota; Metazoa; Chordata; Aves; Passeriformes; Tyrannidae
Gene: TENT5B
Product: terminal nucleotidyltransferase 5B
Exons: 2
Coding region: 41-1246 (401 amino acids)
Biological process (GO): mRNA stabilization
Molecular function (GO): poly(A) RNA polymerase activity; RNA binding
Source: RefSeq, a predicted model, not a curated record
UUGGGGGGGGAAGGGGAAGAGGGGGAUCGGUCGGUGAGAGAUGCUGGAGGUGGCGGCGGUGCCGGCGGGGGCCGCCCCGGGCGGUUCGGAGCAGCGCGGGAGCCGCUUCAGCGUCCUGACGUGGGAGCAGGUGCAGCGGCUGGACCAGAUCCUGGGGGAGGCUGUGCCCAUCCACGGCCGGGGCAACUUCCCCACGCUGUCCGUGCGGCCCCGCACCAUCGUCCAGGUUGUCCGCAGCCGCCUGGAGAAGAAAGGAAUCACAGUCCAUAACGUCAGGUUGAAUGGCUCAGCAGCCAGUCACGUUCUGCAUCAAGACAGUGGCUUGGGGUACAAAGACCUGGACCUCAUUUUCGGCGUGGACCUGAAGACGGAAGACGUUUUCCAGCUCGUCAAAGACGUGGUCAUGGAUUGCCUGCUUGACUUCCUCCCCGAGGGGGUCAACAAGGACAAGAUCACCCCCAUGACUCUGAAGGAGGCCUACGUGCAGAAGCUGGUGAAGGUGUGCAACGAGACCGACCGCUGGAGCCUCAUCUCGCUCUCCAACAACAGCGGGAAGAACGUGGAGCUCAAAUUCGUGGACUCUCUCCGGCGGCAGUUCGAGUUCAGCGUGGACUCCUUCCAGAUCAUCCUGGACUCGCUCCUGCUCUUCGGGGAGUGCUCGGAGAACCCCAUGGCCGAGAACUUCCACCCCACGGUCACCGGGGAGAGCAUGUACGGGGACUUCGAGGAGGCCAUGGACCACCUGCGGAACAGGGUCAUCGCCACCAGGAACCCGGAGGAGAUCAGGGGAGGGGGGCUCCUCAAGUACUGCAACCUCCUGGUGAGGGGGUUUAAGCCCAAGUCGGAAGUGGAUAUGAAGGCACUACAGAGGUACAUGUGCUCCAGGUUUUUCAUAGACUUCUCCGACAUCGGCGAGCAGCUGAGGAAGCUGGAGUGUUACCUCCAGAGCCACUUUGUUGGGAUGGAGAGCAACAGAUAUGACUAUUUGAUGACCCUCCACAGGGUGGUCAAUGAGAGCACAGUCUGCCUCAUGGGACACGAGAGGAGGCAGACCCUGAACCUCAUUGCCAUGCUGGCUGUGAGGGUCCUGGCUGAGCAGAACAUCAUCCCCACCGUCACAAACGUUACCUGCUACUACCAGCCAGCCCCUUAUGUCAGUGAAAUAAACUUCAACUACUAUGUCACCCACGUGCAGCCCUUCCUGCCUUGCAAUCAGUCCUACCCAACGUGGCUUCCCUGUAACUGAGCCAGGACAAACGUCAGGGUCUGCCCUCCAAGGUAUUUCCUUGCCUUGGCGGGUCGGGAGGGUGGGAUGGGGGGGGGAUAAAAACCAAAACAAAACAACAAAAAAAAAAAACCAACCAACCUUCCUAGAACUGCAACAAAAAGAAACUUCCUGGACUCUUGCUUGAGUGUCUUGUUCCUGGGGUUGUUGGGACAAGACCUGUCUGCUGUACACUGUGAUGGGAAGUGCAGUGUUAUGGAAAUGAGAUGACUCGAGGAUGUUUAUGGGAGGACUCUGCUUGUGGAAUUCUGGAAGGCAAUGGGGUGGGUGGGGGUGUGUGAGGGGAGACUGUAGAAUUACGCUAAGGUAGAGCUGCACUGCCCUGAAAUGGAUCUGAAUUGUGUUUUGUUUUGUUUUUUCUUUUUUUUUUUUCCUUUUUUUUUUUUAGUGCAGGAGGUGUUAUGGGUGUGCAAACUUGUGGUUUCUGCCAACAGAAGCCCGAGUGGCUAAUUCCUUUGAAGGACCAAAGAAUCCUGUUUAAGUGCCUGUAACAAUAUAAACACAACUGUACUGUAAACCUUUAUUAUUUUUGCAGGGGCUGAUGUCCCAAGAGCUUGAGUGGGGAAUGUCUGAAGAGGAAAAUGUUUCUGUUGUGGGGUGGGGAGGGUCGUGAGAUCAUUUCUAGUAACCUGGCUGAGGUUCUGUGUCGCUGAGGUUUGUUGUUUGUUGUUUUUUUUUUUUUUUCUUCUGGCAUGACUUGCUGCCUGUGAAGGACCAGCUGGAGCAAAGAGCUGUCAAAGUGGGGCUGCAUAAACCAGGGAGGUAUUGGAGUGGCUACGUGUAAAUGCCUGAAACUGGGAACAGUGGGGAAGGGGGGGAGUGCAUGGUGGAAACUGCUGUGCAGAGCUUUCUGGAAAAAGAGGCAGCAGGGACCUGCAUAUGAAUUCCUUCAAGCUCCCAAGUCUGCAGUGCCAAAACACGGUCGUGUUCCUAAAUGGCGAGGCAGAUGAUCUGUCCAGGAGCCUGCCUCAGGCUGCUGUACCUAAUCCUGUAUUUUCUAGGGGAAUUUGAAAUGCUGCUCUUCCUAUUUUUCUUUUUUAGGUUUUUUUUCUUUUUUUUUUUUUGGCAUGCAGUGUGGUUUUAAUGCACAAAGGCAGAGGCCAACUGGGUUAUCGGGGAAGAUGAGGCUUGUCCUUUUGAAGCACAAACCACCCAGUUGAGUAGUCAGUUGUUUCCAGCUGUUGCUGGAGCCUGUGUCCUCCGAGGAGAUGGGCAGAGCUCUUCCAGUCUGGAGAUCUUCCCUUUGGCAGGUCCUAUCUUCCAAAGCAACCUGUUCCCGGCUAUGUGAUUCCAUCAGCAUUUGAAAUUCAUUCUCUAGCUAGAAAUGGAGCUUGGAGGGGGGGUGGGGGUGAAGUUAGUUGGCCUUAGGAAAGAGGGGGGGUGGGGGAAGAAAAGAAAAGAAAAAAAAAAGUCUUCUAAACAGACCCUCUUGUGCUGUGAGGGUUUGGCUCUCUCAGUCCAACGUGGCUUUGAAGUUGUUGGGUGUCUGGAGCACGGGAGUUUUUUCAUGGAGGUGCCUGCACUGCCGUGCCCGUGGAGCAUCUCAGAGUUAACUAUGCAGGGAGGGAGAGGCGGGCAGGCAGCAGGCAUUCCCUAGGGAUGCUGCUCCGGGAACACCACGGCUUCACUGGUGCUUCCUCCGAGGCUGAGGUACUCGAAGUAUCUUUGAUUGACUUGGGGGGGGUGGUUUUUUUUGUUGGUUUUGGUUUUGAUUUUUUUUUUUGCCUCUUUUUUUUUUUUGUGAUAAAACUGUAAUAGCUGGGCAGAUUGAACGCUCUUAAUAAAGACUAGAUCCUUGGAAUGUGCAUA